Messenger RNA from Meyerozyma guilliermondii ATCC 6260, 1236 nucleotides. It is a transcript of the gene RIM11, whose product is annotated as serine/threonine protein kinase. Gene Ontology annotation, cellular component: cytoplasm. Gene Ontology annotation, molecular function: ATP binding; protein serine/threonine kinase activity; protein serine/threonine/tyrosine kinase activity. Gene Ontology annotation, biological process: signal transduction; protein phosphorylation. Lineage: Eukaryota; Fungi; Ascomycota; Pichiomycetes; Serinales; Debaryomycetaceae. Bases 1 to 1236 code for a protein of 411 amino acids. The record is from RefSeq and is a predicted model, not a curated record. The transcript has a single exon.
AUGUCCAAAAUAGAAGUCAUUACCGAGCGGGUAACAGACGGCCAUAAUGGCGAGAUUAGAGAUAUUCAAUAUACUCAAUCUCAAAUGGUGGGACACGGCUCUUUUGGAGUGGUGUUCCAGACGCAGAUUUUGCCCACCAACGAAAUUGCGGCUAUUAAGCGGAUAUUGCAAGAUAAGCGGUUCAAAAAUAGAGAGCUUCAGAUUAUGAAGUUGGUUCAUCAUCGCAACGUUGUUGACAUGAAGUAUUACUUCUACAAACACAAUGAAAAAAACGAGUUGUACCUCAAUUUGAUCUUGGAAUUUGUGCCGGAAACCCUCUAUCGUGCACUGCAUUACUAUGUAUCCAAGCGUUUAUCUAUGCCUCCUUUGGAGGUAAAGCUCUACACUUAUCAAAUGCUCAGAGCUCUCAGCUUUAUCCACUCGCAGGGUAUUUGUCAUAGAGACAUCAAGCCUCAAAAUUUGCUUGUCAACGCUGACACUGGUGAACUCAAGCUUUGUGACUUUGGUUCUGCAAAAAUCUUGAACCCUAGCGAACCUAAUGUGUCGUACAUUUGCUCUCGGUACUACCGUGCUCCCGAGCUUAUCUUUGGCGCUACAAUUUACACCACCAAGAUCGACGUGUGGUCUGCUGGUUGUGUAAUGGCCGAGCUAAUUUUGGGACAGCCGUUGUUCCCUGGAGAAUCCGGUAUCGACCAAUUGGUGGAGAUUAUCAAGAUUUUGGGAACUCCAUCUAAGGAACAAAUUCGCAACAUGAACCCUAAUUACAUGGAGCACAAGUUCCCCCAGAUAAAACCUAUCCCAUUAUCGAAGAUAUUUAAGAAAAUGUCCAACGAUUGUAUUCAAUUCUUGACCAAAGUGUUGCAGUAUUCACCAGUGGAUCGUGUGUCGUGUAUCGAGGCAUUGGUGGAUCCAUACUUUGAUGAGCUCCGCAACCCUCAAACAAAACUUCCGAAUUAUAGAAAGUUGUUUUCACAGCAGUAUCAUAGCUCGGCGUCGGUGUCUUCGCACAGUCAUCAAAACAAUGCGAACUACCAAUUGUAUUCGAGUCAGCCCGACAUAAAAGACUUGCCAGAGUUGUUCGACUUUGACGAUAGAGAGUUGUCGGUGAAUCCUCUGUUGAACAGGCAAUUGAUUCCAGAGUUUGCUUAUGGGCGGUUGAGGUUGCUGAGUGGUGCCCAUACUUUGGACGGGUUUACGCCAAUGACGGAAGAGCAGUUGGCGGUGACUCUUGAGUAA